Talaromyces rugulosus is the source of this 1431-nucleotide messenger RNA. RefSeq lists its product as uncharacterized. Gene Ontology annotation, molecular function: chondroitin hydrolase activity. The record is from RefSeq and is a predicted model, not a curated record. NCBI's taxonomy places the organism in Eukaryota, Fungi, Ascomycota, Eurotiomycetes, Eurotiales, Trichocomaceae. The transcript is spliced from 4 exons. Gene Ontology annotation, biological process: polysaccharide catabolic process. The coding region runs from base 1 to 1431 and encodes 476 amino acids.
AUGGAAACUCUGUAUCACUCCACAUCUUCAUACUCUGACACAGGAGUCUUUAAGGACUCCGUUCAAGGGAUGAGCAGCACCGAAACUUCCCUAGAGAGCUCUCCGCCGUCAUCGACGGAAGUUGAUGGUAAUUUUAUCCCUGUUGAACCCAUGAGGCGAAUCGAUAUGGAAUUGCAAGAGCUAUUCUCCGAGUUUGGCGCCGGCAAGAUCUGGAGAACAGCUGGUACAAAGGAAACAAUAGACCGCUUCCCAGAACAUGUUUUGUCUUCUGGGCCCACUGCCGGAAAGUACACUACUCGCGAAGCCAAAUUCUGGACAUGCGGGUUUUUCCCAGGUAGUCUAUACUGUCUUCUUGAGCGAAGCAGCCGAUUCCCCAAAUCGUUUCCUAUCAAAGACAGUUCCAUAGACCGACAGAAACUACACGAUCAGCUGCUGGCCCUGUGCCGUCGCUGGUCUGAGCCUCUACACGACAUGGCUUUUCGGACCAACACUCACGAUAUCGGGUUUAUUAUCAUGCCGGCACUGAGACAGGACUGGGAGUUGACUGGUAACAAGAGAAGUAUCCAGAGUAUCCUGACAGCGGCAGAGAGUCUUGCGUCGAGAUUCGAUGAGAGAGUAGGCGCAAUAAGAAGCUGGGAUCAGAGUUUUAGCAAACGAUACAGCAUUGUAGACAAGGAGGAGAACUUUUUGGUGAUUAUAGAUAGCAUGUGCAACUUGGAUCUCCUUUUUUAUGCUGGUCACCACAGUGGCAAUCAGCGAUACUUGGAUAUUGCGACUGCACAUGCACGAAAAGUCGCAAAAGCGAUCAUUCGAACGGAUAGUUCUAGCUUUCAUGUUUGUAACUUUCAUCCCAAAACGGGUGACAUCCAGAGGCAAUAUACACACCAGGGAUACCGUGAUAAUUCUACCUGGAGUCGGGGGCAAGCAUGGGGAAUUCUUGGCUUUGCACAAACAUAUCACUGGACGAAAGAUCCCUUUUUCCUCUCUGUCGCAACUUCUCUUGCUGACCACUUCCUUCAACGCCUCCACUCAGCACGGCACCAUCACCCCUACGUUCCUCUAUGGGACUUUGACGAUACCCAGAAACCGUAUUUACGAGACACUUCCGCUGGAAUGAUAGCCGCGAAUGGGAUGCUACUACUCCACCAGGCGCUGGUAGGCGGCUCAAGCAGCAGUAUCUAUCUUGACGGCGCAAUAAGUAUCUCCAAAGACACGGUUAAAUUAUCACUUGCGGAUGAUCAGACUCCAUUCCACCUAAACGAGAACGGCAUGGUUGAUGUUGUUGAGCCGGGCUUCGAGUCCAUUCUGAAGAAUGCGACGGCAAACAACAACGAACAUGCCAUCAUGAGAUACUCUGAUCAUGGUCUGGUGUAUGCGGAUUAUUAUUUCCUAGAGCUCGGAAAUAAGUUGUUGAGAAUGGGAUUGGUUUGA